CGUCUUUCUCCUAACUAUAAUAAUGCCAAAGAACAGUACGGCUUUCUUUACCACUUGAAAAGCCUUCGACUCUCUCCAUCUCUCUCUCCACCCAAACAAGGGAAAGAAACGGAUAUAUCGGAUAACAAUCGUCGUUUUCCCUUUCCCAGGACGAGCGCUGCUUCGCAAUUUUGCCGUCCGGUGAAACGAAAUAAAUUGAAGAGAAAAAAACGACGACAGCAGUGUAGCGUGAGUAUCAGUUUACCUGACGGAGGAGUUCGUGAAUGUUCUUGCUUCUGCUGGGAGUUCUAUGAAGUGAUUCCGAAAGGCAUUCUCAGAUCUGCAACUGUCAUCAGUUUUCUCGCUCUCAAGUUUGGGAUUUUUUCCUUCUUGUUUUGGUGGUCUGGCAUUAUCGCGAUUGAACAGCAGAUUGGAAUAAUCUUUUAGAAGGGCCUGAUGGCUACGCUUCAAGAUAUAGGGCUUGCAGCAGCAAUCAAUAUUCUGAGCGCAAUUAUUUUCCUUGUGUUAUUUGCCAUAUUACGGCUUCAACCUAUGAAUGAUAGGGUGUACUUUCCGAAGUGGUACCUCAAGGGUUUAAGAGGCAGUCCUUCACGCUCGGGAGCAUUUGUAGGACAGUUUGUCAAUUUGGACUUCAGAUCAUAUUUGAGGUUCCUGAAUUGGAUGCCCGAGGCACUGAAAAUGCCAGAACUUGAGCUUAUUGACCAUGCAGGAUUGGAUUCUACUGUUUAUUUACGGAUUUACUUGCUAGGGCUCAAAAUUUUUGUUCCUAUAACAUUGCUUGCAUGGGUUAUCCUGGUACCAGUUAACUGGACAAAUAACAUGUUAGACGGAGACAACGUAAUUUUCAGCAGCAUUGAUAAGCUUUCUGUAUCAAACAUUCCUCUCAAAUCGCACAGAUUUUGGGCUCAUAUAAUAAUGGCUUAUAUCUUCACUUUUUGGACUUGCUAUGUGUUACGAAAAGAGUAUGAAACAGUUGCGUCAAUGAGGUUGCAUUUUCUUGCCUCUGAAAGACGCCGUCCUGAUCAAUUCACGGUCCUUGUUAGGAAUGUACCUCCAGAUCCUGAUGAAUCAGUUAGCGAGCUUGUGGAACACUUUUUCCUUGUCAACCAUCCAGAUAACUAUCUUAUUCAUCAGGUCGUUUACAAUGCAAACAAACUUGCGAAACUGGUGAAGGAAAAGAAGAGUAAGCAAAACUGGCUUGACUAUUAUGAGCUGAAAUAUUCUAGAAAUCAAUCAAAACGGCCUGUCAAGAAGACUGGUUUCCUUGGCCUCUGUGGUGAGAAGGUGGAUGCAAUUGAUUUUGAGACAUCUGAAAUCAAGAGAUUGUCAAAAGAAAUAACUGAAGAGCGAGAACGGGUUAUAAUGGAUCCGAAAUCUAUCAUGCCAACUGCAUUUGUCUCCUUCAAAAGUCGGUGGGGUGCUGCUGUUUGUGCACAAACCCAACAAUCCCGAGAUCCAACUGCAUGGUUGACAGAGUGGGCCCCAGAGCCCCGUGAUGUCUAUUGGCAAAAUCUGGCAAUUCCUUAUGUUCAACUGACAAUCAAAAGGCUUAUAAUUGCUGUUGCCUUCUUUUUCCUCACAUUCUUCUUUAUGAUCCCGAUUGCAUUUGUGCAAUCCCUUGCAAACAUCGAGGGUAUUGAAAAAAAACUAAGCUUUCUGAAGGUCAUUAUUGAAGUACCUUUCAUCAAAUCACUCAUCCAAGGUGUUCUGCCUGGACUUGCUUUGAAGCUUUUUCUCAUGUUUCUGCCAGCGAUAUUGAUGCUGAUGUCUAAAUUUGAAGGCUUUAUAAGUAUCUCAUCUCUGGAGAGGAGGUCGGCAUCUAGAUUUUACAUCUUCAGUUUCGUGAAUGUGUUCCUUGGAAGUAUAAUAGCAGGAACUGCAUUUGAGCAACUUAAUUCAUUUGCUAAGCAGUCGGCAAACCAAAUCCCAAAAACCAUUGGGGUAGCAAUUCCAAUGAAAGCAACUUUCUUCAUAACCUAUAUAAUGGUCGAUGGAUGGGCUGGUAUUGCUGGGGAGAUUUUAAGGUUGAAACCACUGAUUUUCUAUCACUUGAAGAAUUUUUUCUUGGUGAAGACUGAAAAGGAUAGGGAGGAAGCAAUGGAUCCAGGGAGUCUGGGUUUCAAUACUGGCGAACCUCAAAUACAACUCUAUUUUCUACUGGGUCUUGUUUAUGCCGUGGUGACACCGCUUCUACUUCCUUUCAUAUUGGUUUUCUUCGGCUUUGCGUAUCUAGUAUUCCGCCAUCAGAUCAUAAAUGUCUACAACCAAGAGUAUGAAAGUGGUGCAGCGUUUUGGCCUGAUGUCCAUGGACGCGUAAUAACUGCAUUGGUCAUUUCACAAGUGCUGCUUAUGGGAUUGAUAGGUACAAAAGAAGCUGCUCAGUCAACACCAUUUCUGAUUGCUCUCCCAAUAUUGACCAUAGCGUUCCAUAGGUUCUGCAAAGGCCGUUACGAGCCUGCAUUUAUCAGAUAUCCAUUGCAGGAAGCGAUGAUGAAAGACACUUUAGAACAUGCUAGGGAACCGAAUCUCAAUCUCAAAGGCUACCUCCAAAAUGCUUACAUCCAUCCUGUUUUCAAAGCUUGCAAUGAGGAUGAAGAUGAAGAUGGAGAUGGAGAAUUCAACAAAAACUGGGGGGAGGAGAGCGUACUGGUCCCCACAAAGCGACAGUCGCGCAGAAACACUCCUGUGCCCAGCAAAGUUAGCGCUAACUCCUCACCACCGUAUUCUCUACCUGACGUUGUUGAGGAACAUAUGCAGCCUUAAAUCUUGGUCCACGAGAGUCAACGUGUCUGUACAUUUCGUAGUUUGCAUUGUUGAAAGCAGUGGAGAAGGGUCGCAUUGUAACGUUAGCAGAAAUAACUUGGUUUGGUGUGCGCGUGUAUGUAUUUACAUAUAAGUAUAGAGAUAGAGGAGAGAGAGUUGCGCAACCGCUGGUUUUGAAAGAUGAUUCUGGAUAUUUGUGGGAAAAUACAGGAUGAGCAGAGGCAGGCGCAGUAGGAGUGAGUGUGUGGAUUUUCUUGUAAGUAAUUUGUUCAUUUACUAGUUUAAUAAAAAUAUGGCCAUAUUUUGUUCUUGUU
Molecule: messenger RNA, 3077 nt
Organism: Rhododendron vialii
Lineage: Eukaryota; Viridiplantae; Streptophyta; Magnoliopsida; Ericales; Ericaceae
Product: calcium permeable stress-gated cation channel 1-like
Exons: 12
Coding region: 436-2763 (775 amino acids)
Cellular component (GO): plasma membrane
Molecular function (GO): calcium-activated cation channel activity
Source: RefSeq, a predicted model, not a curated record